UAAAAACUAGUUCUUAUAGUUCUUACUGUAAAGUGUACCAUUCGUAUUGGAGUCUGUGCUCGAUAGUUCGUUCGUUCAUCCCUUAUCAGUCAGAUAUACAUAAAAAUCAUCUUGUGUUCAAGUGCGAAAAUUUUUCAAUUUUUUUUUCGAGUCGGUUCUUCUGUGGCAUUUCCAACUACUUAGAUCAGAAAAUCACUGUGAAUAUUGAAAAGAUCUUCGUUAUCAACGUACCACUGAUAAUAAUCGCCAAAGUUCACAGCAUUUGUAAAAAUCAUGUCAUUCAAUGUGGAAAUGCAUAAACAUUUAAUGAGACGAAUCGACGCUUUAUGGCAGCGACGCGAUGACGCAGAUGUAAUUAAAGUAAAAAUACUUCGUGAUCAUCUUCUGAUAACUUACGAUAGGAUGGUAGCAUAUGAAACAAAAAUCGAAGAAAACCUCGGCAGCGUUCCCGAUCUUCCCACGUGGUUAAACCAAGCUCACGAUGCCCAUGUACAGGCGAUUGCUUCAAAAGUAAAAUUCGAGCAAACCCUUUCGUCGAGCAAAUCAACAGCACCAACCGAUACCAAGGUAGGUGACACUUCCAAUCCAACAAAACAAUCCGAAAGUGUGAACUUACAGAUUUGUAAACAACGUUUCCUAAUCAAACGAAUCGAAUCGCUGGAAAUACUCGAUGAUAUUAGUGCAAUAAAAGCAGAAGUACUGUACAACCACCUUUCUCAACUUUACGACUCGUUCAUCUCAAACCAAAUCCAGAUCGAAGCAGGCACCGAAGACGAUACCAUUCUCGAUAAUCAACAAAAAAUCACCACAGAAAUCCAACUAAAAGUAAUCGAUUUCCAAACGAAGCUGAAAAAAAUCAUGCAGCCGAUCGCAUCAACUUCAUCGACAGAAUCCAACAUCAGUAUCGAUCGUUCAAUUCAGCCAACACCGAUUGACACCAGAGCCAAUUUAGACUCACUCAUUAAAAAAAGAGAAUCUUUAAUGGAACGAAUAUCUUCGCUGAAACCAGAAGAAGGUGUUAAUGUUACUCCCGAAAAGGCUGAAAUAAUAUUCAAUCAUCUCAAUUCGCUUUACUACUCAUUGAACUCGAUUCAAAUUGAAAUCGAAUCACAAGUCAGCGGCUCCACUCUCGAUAGCCAAUUGGAAAUUUCCAAUGAAGUUCAAAACAAGGUAAUCGAGUUUCAAACAGCGUUUAAAAAAAUCUUCGCUCCGAUUGUAGACCUACCUUCGUCUUCGACGCAAUUCAAGGCUUUUUCAUCAGAACAAAUUAAAUCAUCGGAAGAAAAUAAUCCGCAACACGAAACUGAGAUUAAUAUCAGCGACAUCUCAAAAUCAAUGAAUGAUCAUUUAAAAAUAUCAACAACGGAAAUCCAAACUCAGAUCACUUCUCUUCAAAAGAAACUGAAUACACUCGUUGACUCUAACCAAAAAAAUGAAAUGAAGAAUUCUGGUAAACUGGAAAAAAUCCUCGAGAUAAAUGAUGAAAUACUCGACACACAGCAAAAACUUUCUUCUUCUAUCAUAAGGUGUUUGUCUCAACGAAAAUAAUGUUUAUUAAAAGAGAAAAUUUACGAAUAUACUAAGAUUUAUUGAAUUUACGUUUUGAGUGCUAUCCAACAUAACGAUAGUAGUGUACCUACCAACUAAAUAUUGUAACCUAUCUAAAAACUUGUAUGAUUAAUUUUAUAUUUAACUAAAAAAACUGUAAAGUAAUAAUAAUUUCAGCUAUGCGAUUCGAAUGUGCAAAUUCAGACAUAAUUUUAGUGGUCUGAAAAUUCAAAUUUUAGAAAUUUUCAAAAACUGGAUUAUUUUAUGAUCUAUUUAAUUUUUUUUUUUCAAAAAUCUUAACUUAAGUAUGUACAUAGACAUGUAACAUAAAGAUCAAAUUUAAUACAG
This is a messenger RNA of Planococcus citri (citrus mealybug), 1896 nucleotides long. RefSeq lists its product as uncharacterized. Lineage: Eukaryota; Metazoa; Arthropoda; Insecta; Hemiptera; Pseudococcidae. The transcript is spliced from 2 exons. The record is from RefSeq and is a predicted model, not a curated record. The coding region runs from base 274 to 1548 and encodes 424 amino acids.